AGUCGCAGGGCCCGUGUGUAGGCGUGUGGAUAGCUCAGAGUACUCGGUGUGUAAACCCGGUUGAUUUGUGAAACAUAUGGUGAUAUCUCGCCAUGGAGGCAAAUAAACAUAGUGUUGACACUGAUCAAGAUGUGGAUGAGCGAAGCAGGUUGCCGCAAAGGGCGUGGCAAGACAAGAAAGCAGGGCGUGAUGAGAUAAGGCCCGAGACGAUCAGCGACAGCGUAUUCGAGGAUGGUAGAGAAAAACGGCAGCAAAAUGAGGACGUUACAAGCAGUGGGGUUUCUUGUCCGGUUACGGGGAAGGAGGACAGAGGCUCAUUAAUUGAUGGCCUGAAUGGAAAUGUACACAGCAAAGAUGCCAGUGAGAACUUAAAGAAUACCCUGGAAUCAGUUGACGUGCACUCCAACACCCUUGUCAAUAACAGCGAUGGUGCUUCAACCACAAAACAUCGACGUGAGCUUCCCACUUGGCCAAGAGAGACCAGAGCCUCACAGCUUCGUUGCAAGUCGCACUCGGUCACCGAGAUGAACUCCCCUCACAAGUCGAAUGUCAGACGGCAGAACAGCCUCAAGAGCGAAAAACCCACAAGCCCCGUGUCCUGGCCAGGGAAAGGGACAUCGCUGCCCAAUGCCCUGCUGCCCAAUGCCCUGCGCUCUCAGAGUACGAGCAGCGACGACAGUUCCGAGAGAGACAGGAUGGAGGCACACCCGGCCCCCAAUGCCGGAGAGACCUUGAAGUCAGCUCUGCCAUCAGCAAGCCGCGUGAAGAUGCGCGACAGUGAUUCCUUGCCCACAAAUCAAAAUAGGGGGAAAGGUUCCAGCCAUGACUGUUUUUCGAUUUACACGCCGUCAGAGAAGUAUCUAACACCACUCCAGCAAAAGGAAAGACUCAACAAGGAUCUGAGCAUGCAGAUAUCUAAACUGGAGCAGACGGUGUCAUGCAAAGAAGACAGAAUAAGGCAGUUUGAGGAGGAAAAGCAACAUGCUUUAGAAGAACUAGGAAAAGCGAAAGAUACAGAGAUGGGAAAACUCCUCAUUGAAAUGAAGAAUCUACAGAUGCAUCUGCAAGAGAGCAAAAAAUCACUACUCGAAGUGUCGGAAGCACUGAAUGAUCAGCAGAAGAUGUCCACUUCGUUGAAGGAGCAGAUUGAAGCGAUGCAGCGAGAGUCUGAAGAGAGAGAAGUGCUGCAUCAGAAACGAUACCUGGAGAUGUACCAGAAGGGGCGAGAGGCACAGCUGAUCGACCAAGAGGAAGAUCUUGUCUGCAUGGCCAUCGCCAAAGCCCCGAACGGAGAUGGACAGACCCGCCACCUCGUCAAGAAAUUGGAAAAAACUGAGCAGGAGUUGGAGAAACUACGACAAACAUUUCGGGAGGAUGUCUACCACAAGACGCCUCAGUUAGAUACAGAUUCAGCAGCACAGGUUGAGAUUUUGAAGAGUGCGGUGUACUACUACUUAUCUGACAUCCAGCCCGAGGUUAACCUCAAUGUCAUGUUGUCGAUGCUUAACUACAGUGAUGUUCAAAAGAGAAACAUCAUUAGUCACUUGAAGAAGAAACUAAAAUAAGUCACUUGCUUCGGAUUUAAGUGAAGGGAAUUUCAAAAUUUUACCACUGUACUGAUUAAGAGCUAGUUACACAGACUUAAAAAUCUACAAGUAGGAUAGGCCUACAUCAAAAUAGAAAUAAAGUGGUUUUGACGUGAAGAUGCCAUAAAGCAUUCCACUGAACACGCUGUAAACUUGUAGUGAGUACGGAUUCAUACUAGAACAUUAACACGGAAUAUUGAGAGGUAACACAGGUAAGCUAUAGGUCGAAUUUAAACUCCCUCAAUAUACCGUGUUAAAUGGUUCUAAAUUUCUCACCGGACCGUGCACGUUUUUCUUUAUACAAAGGCCAGUAGUUAUUUUAUGUGCUCAGUUUGGCUUCAAGUACAUGUACUUACGUUUCGCUCCUUUUGGGGAACUUCGGUUUUGUGAAACCUCCAAGUAGCUUAAGCAUACGUCUAUAUAAUUAAUAAACAAACAGUCCAUUAAUACUUUCUGCAAAAUUGAAAAUGCAGACAAAGGCCAGAGUACUUGUAGUUUCCAUAUAGUGCUAGGAUUAGGGUGAAUGAAGUCUCUACCAUUUCGUCAUGCAGGUUUUGCUACUAUGUUCAUAGUUUGACACACGUUCGGGUAAACGCACGCUCACAUUAUAAUGGAUGUAAAACAAGCCGUGAACUUUGGAACAUACCAUGGCCAGUGGCAUCCAUCAGACCUCAGCAGGUGCAUAUAGUACUGUUUUCACCUUUGAUUCAGUGGCUAACAGUGCGUUCAAAUCUAUAUUCUGUGACUGAAAGCAGUAAAAACAUUCCGUGAGCUGCACUCAUCAAGCCGUUCGACUUGUAAAACGGACAGACUAGUCUAAGAUUAGUGAGCUGUGUAUUCCUUUCUGUAGACAUUUUGUGUUUGCUUUUGUCACAGAUUGCUACGAAGGUAAAGUAAUUUCAAGGGCGGAAGAAAAACCUUUUAUGAUGACUUUUUAACAAUUUUAUCUAGGUGCUUAGAUGUAGGGUUUGAAUAGCGCCCGAAAACGGCUCUGUGAAUUUAUUCACCAAUCAGUCAUGACCGUGCAUAUAUAUAUAUCCUAUACCCCAUCUUGAGAGUUUCACCUCCUUAGCUUCACAGACGGAAAGGUAGGUCGACGCUUGUUGAAAAUAAUACCAGAUUAAAAUUAAAGCUUAAUCACCAUAAAGCACGAUAAAUUUCAGAAGUUUGUUUCUAUUACCGGUAUCUUAAACGUUUGGACGUUCUACGGUGCUUUUCAUGCGCGUACAAUGCCGUAUCAAAUAUUUAGGAACAAACGUGGGCGUGGAAGAUAUCAGAGAGGGGGCAUCAAGCGCAUUUCGAGGGAAACCCCAAAAAUACCGUACGAGCCAGUCGUGUACAUUCCACCAUUUAGAGGGAACGUAUCUGUCAUUUAAAUUAUCGAGUACAGUCAACUGAAAAAAGGGGGACAAGUAACCCUUUACUGAUUCCACUGGGUCCACUAUACUGAUUAACAAGGACUGAAGGAAUGAGAGAAUGAAGGACAUGAUGGAUUGCGUAUCCGUAUCGUGUUGAUUCUUUUUUUCAAUCUUUUACCCCACUUUUACUAAUUAUUACACUCUGAUCCAUUGUAUGGCAAAUUUUCAAGUGAAGAACUGAAUAGGCUUACAGGUGUUUAGUAAUGGAAUUGGGGUUCGUUAUAUUCUAUAUAGCAUACAUUUAGACGGAAAAAGUCAUUUUAAUUUCAACUGUAUUGCAUUGAAAUUAUAAUUGGUUCAUGCAAAGACGAUUUUAUGCACAGCUGUCGCGCGUGCAUUAUUGAUCAUGAAUAUUACUUCAUUGUAAAACUAGAAAAGAGAAGCAAACUACAUCAUCUAGCUGAGAAAGUACGUAUUUUGCUGCACUGGAAGAGGUUAAAUUUUAGAUUUUUAAGAAACGUCUUCCUUCAACAGUAAUCAGCUUAAUUUAUCGUGCUUCAUUUUUGUGUAGAACAAUCACCACAGUUCAGACCGAGUAUGAAGACUCCAUGCUUGCAGCUGUUACAUGCGAAUGUGUAAUAGGCCUAUACCUUUUCCAUUAAUACGUUGUUACUAUAAAACCCCCACAAUUAAUAAGGCCACGCAGUGAGUAGCUUUUACCUAGUGCCCGACACCCGACUAAAUCCCCGUCAUCAGAUCUAUGGAUUGUCGACCACGUGACAUGAAUUAUUUGUCUCAACCUGGCGCACUGUGGCGCAAUUCGCCCGCAAAAAUAACGUCGGUGCUCAGUUGCAUUAAUAUUAUUCUGCAAGUAGCUUACAGAAGCAUCGAAAAUAUGCUUUUACUGUCUUGAAACCAAGACUAAUUCGUCCUUCUGAUUGCGUGAGUUGAGCCCAGAAAUAUUGUUUGGGGUUCCCUCGCACUUCUUAAUUAAUCUAAUUAACUGUGAGCCCCCAUUCUCUUUACGCCGGACGUACGUAUCAAGUUAAGGGCGUAUAAGCACUGAUUUAAAGGAAGGUUACAGCAUUGAUUUUUUGUCGUAAUUUCACAAGAUUGGCUGAUUAAAAAUAAGGAAUAUCAUAUUAA
This is a messenger RNA of Acanthaster planci (crown-of-thorns starfish), 4090 nucleotides long. RefSeq lists its product as uncharacterized. The record is from RefSeq and is a predicted model, not a curated record. NCBI's taxonomy places the organism in Eukaryota, Metazoa, Echinodermata, Asteroidea, Valvatida, Acanthasteridae.